This is a messenger RNA of Gossypium raimondii (Peruvian cotton), 588 nucleotides long. Its product is annotated as CRIB domain-containing protein RIC7. The coding region runs from base 1 to 588 and encodes 195 amino acids. The record is from RefSeq and is a predicted model, not a curated record. NCBI's taxonomy places the organism in Eukaryota, Viridiplantae, Streptophyta, Magnoliopsida, Malvales, Malvaceae. The transcript is spliced from 4 exons.
AUGAAAGGAUUGCUAAAAGGUUUUAGAUACAUUACUCAAUUAUUUGAAAAUGGGGUGAACUUUAAUUUUGCAGAAAGUGACAAAGAGCCUGAAAUGCAGAUUGGUAUGCCAACAGAUGUAAAGCAUGUGGCUCACAUAGGAUGGGAUGGUCCAUCAGCUGUAAAUUCUACACCCAGCUGGGUAAUGAAUGAGUUCAAAACACCAGCAGGAGGGCUUCAAUCAACACCUUUAGCUCAAGCAGGAGAAGAGAGGUUGAGCCGAAAAGGUUUGAGGGCACAAAGUUCUUCAACAAGAGACAUGCCCGACCUGCCUAAAUCAUCAAAGCGCACUUCAUCCACUAAAGAAAAUGCUUCUUCAACAAAGCAAUCGAAGAAGCCUUCCAAGUCGACUAGAAAACCCAAGGAUGCAAGCCAAACAACCGAGACAACCACAAAAGACUCAAAGAAAAGUAGGCGAAAGAAGGUGAAAGACAUGGGUGGUGAAGGAAGCUCCAGGCGGUCCAGAACCACCCAGGAGUCGGAUACUCUGUCCGAGGCAGGGUCCCUAAUCAGUUGUGAUUCAGAGUUUGUAGAAGGGGAGGGUAAUUGA